Messenger RNA from Homalodisca vitripennis (glassy-winged sharpshooter), 4177 nucleotides. RefSeq names its product vesicular glutamate transporter 1-like. Gene Ontology annotation, molecular function: transmembrane transporter activity. The coding region runs from base 56 to 1486 and encodes 476 amino acids. Lineage: Eukaryota; Metazoa; Arthropoda; Insecta; Hemiptera; Cicadellidae. The transcript is spliced from 10 exons. Gene Ontology annotation, biological process: monoatomic anion transport; transmembrane transport. The record is from RefSeq and is a predicted model, not a curated record. Gene Ontology annotation, cellular component: plasma membrane.
CCUAUCUCUGAGCGACCGACAAGUACACAACAUAGUCGGUGUCUGUUCCCGCACCAUGGAUAACCUUCAACGCCGCGGGCACAAGGAACGCAGAUGGAUGUUCUGGAAGAGAAGACGUCACAUAGUGACAUUUCUCGCGUUCUUGGGGUUCUUAAACGUGAGCCAUCUCAGGUCAAACUUCAUAAACGCUCUUGGUCCCAUGAUAUCACCAUACAAUCUCACCCUGGACAACGGAACAAUUGUGGAGAAACAAGACGUCACCUGGAACUUCAUUGAAAUAUUCACCAUCUUGCGCGCCGUCACCUUCGGGAAUGCCGCCACUCAGAUUCUAGGAGGGUGGCUAGGUGCCUGUCUGGGUGGCAGUCGAGUGUUCGGUGUGGCGGUGGCCCUCUCAGCACUUCUUUCUCUUGUUACGCCUUUUCUGAUCAACAUAGGGGUUGCCAACAUAAUGAUAGCCACUAAUUUCAUUGAAGGUCUCUUUGAGGGUGUCACAUACCCGAGUAUUAUCGCCGUCUGGUCUCGAUGGGCGCCUCCCCAGGAGCGAGCUCGCCUGGUUACCAUCGCCUUCUCCGGCAGAUAUUUUGGUACCUUAGUUAACCCCCCAAUUGGCCGCCUCAUCGCCAAUACCCUUGGCUGGCCGUACAUCUUCUACAUCACAGGUAUAAUCGGGUUAAUAUGGUGUGCUGUUUGGUGGACAAUGGUGAAGGACAAACCGGAAGACGAUCCUCAAAUUUCCACAAAGGAACUAAAAUUCCUUAAAGAGAAUCUUGAUUGUGGACCUAAUGACUCUAUUCCUAAACAUAUUAUAUAUCCUUGGGGCAAGUUCGUCACGUCGAUGCCUGUAUGGGCCAUAGUUGUGGCUCACACCUGCGUGAGCACGGGCCUCACUGUGGACAGUGAGCUGAAUAUGUUCAUGAGAGAUAUAUACAACUACAAGAUGCAUGAAACCAAGCUCAUGUCGUUCCUGCCGUAUCUACUGAUGGUUGUCCUAAUGCUGGUCGCUGGAACAUUGGCUGACUGGUUGAGGAACUCAGAAGUGCUCACUACCACACAAGUGCGGAAAGUUUUCAUCUGCGGUGCCUUCAUAAUUCAGGCGAUAUUUGUGUUCCUUGCAGGACACUUACACUCCGUUAAUGCUGUGUUAAUCUCUCUGGUAAUGAUCGUAGGGCUGUCAGCGUUUCCUUGGGCUGCCUUCAGUGUAAACCACCUGGACAUAGCGCCUCAGCAUGCCAGUGUUCUAAUGGGACUUUCCAGCACAUUUUCAUGUGUUAUCAGCUUUCUGAUUCCAUUUCUUACUAGUUAUAUCGUUACAGAACGGAAAUUGGAGCAGUGGCAGUACAUGUUUUACGUAAACAUCGCUGUCUAUCUCUUGGGGGCACUCUUGUACUGGGCAUUCGCUUCAGGAGAGAGACAGCGCUGGGCUCCCCCUGCACCUACCCCAGAAUCAGAGAGCCUUUCACUCCCACAACGAAGCCAUGUCAUCUGAUUCUGUAUGAGGAAUUGUGAUUAAACUGUUCUUAUUUUUGUUACUUAAUUGAAUACAUUCUAAACUAUGUUUAGUACAUCUCCACAGUGCACAACUACUGCUUUGAAACGUUGUUGAAUAUUUUAAAGGACUGUUCUUAGAGUUCAAAAUAAAGUAAAAUACUAUGUAAAAAUAUGCCUAAAAUACUUAGUUUUUCUAACAUACACACACACAAGCUACACAGACUCUAUGUCACGUUAUAAUAGGAGACGCACAAUUGCCUUAGUUAUACUUAACUAAUGGAAAUUUUAAAAAAGAUUUACAAUAUAAAUAUCAAAUUUCUUGAAUAACAACUUAAAAACUAUAAAAUUUUAAAAUAAAAAUAAAUUAACUUCAAAACACUGUACCGUCAACUGGGGUUACUUAACUCAACUUUCUGCACUUUGUAAAGAAAAUCCUGUUUUUAAAUUAUAUACACGUACGAUAACAAAGUAAUUUCUGAUAGUAUGUUUGAAGAACUAAUCAUUAAUUAGUUUUUGAAUAUUUUUAUCACUGUUAAUCUACUAGUUAUAUUUUUAUUUAUUUUGGGGAAAAGUUACCCCAUGAGGGGGUUACUUUACUCCAAGUCUUCAACUAUAUGAAUAAGUAAGCCAAAUCAUUGUAAUGGGGUAAAGUAACAUUGUUUAAGGGUGAUAAAAUACUCCAACUCAGUUCUAAACAACUUAGGGGUUAGAAAGUAAGCCCCCAUUUUGUUCCUUAAAAAGUUCUUGACCCGUUUCUUUAAUGAGAGCGAUCUUUCAAUAGUACAUUUCAGUAAUACUGAACUAUUUAAAAAUUAAUAAUAGUUUACAAAAAUAUUAAUUGAAAAUUUGGGGGUCCAGAUCCCUUGUAUCCCCUUGCUGGCUACGUCCUUGCCGAUAUGGUAGGCCUACUGUAAAUGCCACUAUAAUGUAUGAUGCCAUAUCACAUUGUACUCUCGAACCAAGAAAUAUAUAAUUGGACAUAGAAAUUGAUUUGUCAUAAAUUGUUUCAUGCAAUAAAAAAAUUAUUAAUUUUCCUCAUUUUCUGGCCAAAUAUCUUAUAUCGAUUACCCAUUUCGAAUUAGAGUCAACAUAACCAAGACCUGAGCCUUCUAUUCCAUAAUUCUUAAAUUUCUGUAUUAAUAUCUAUAUCUAAAAAGUCAAACGCUUUUUUAAACUAAAUAAAUAGCAAGAAUUAAUGUGUGAGGACUAAUUGAAUUUGUGGUGCAGCUUAUAUGUUGUUCUGAUGCCAAGUCAGUUCCGUUACCAGGUAAGAAACUAUAUUGAUUGAAAAUAAAUUAAAGUAUUGCAAGUACUUCAGCAGUUUUCCUUAGUUUAAGUUUAAAAAAGAACUUGGCACUGGAAAGCGAUAUUGGGGGAGAUGAUGACAAAUCAUUGUAGUACACUUUCUUAUGUACAGGUAAAACUACGGCAAUUUAAAACUCAUCAAGAAAUACUCCCUGUUCGAGAGACUUUUUGUAACUACAGUAAAAUAAUAGUACAAAUAUAUCUACUGAGUUUGUUAUUACAUUGCGGAAAUAACUGAACGUUUAUUCCAUUUCAAAAUUUGUAUUUCUUGGAAGGUAGUAAAAUUUAAUUUUCAAACUAUUUUUUCAUUGUAAUUGGCUUAUUGUACAUAACUUCCUUCAGUAUUAAAUUUUCUACAAGUUUAUCUGCAAAAUUUAAUGUUCUUAUUAUCUAUUAAACAAAUUGCAUUGUACUUUAAACAUAAACAAUCGUUUUUUGAAUGCUCUUUUUGUGUUUUACAUAGUAAAUUUUAAGCAAUAAGAUAGAUUCAGUUGUGGAACAAACUUUAUUCAAUUUAUCACGUCAAAAACCAAUAGAAAAGCUGAAUUCGUCUCUAAAUCCUUCUUCCCAAACUCCCAGCAAAUGAUCAUUUAACCUCGGGUUUAUUGUGGGUGAAAUAUUUUGUCGGCCGUUACUCAGUAACAAAGCAUUUUCAAAUUUUUUUAUAUGAAUAUUUUUCAUUAUUUUUGAAAGUACAAUAAGCUCAGAAAGUGCCGGUAACUACCCGAAUCACUUUGUAUAUUAUUUUUAAUUACAAUUCUCCUUAUACCAUCCAAUCCAGAACUACUCCUAAUUUUUAUUCUAUGAAAUAUUUUAUAAACACAUAUUUCAACUAUAUCAAAUUUGUGUAAUAAAUUUGAUAUUUGAUUUGAGUGUGUGUGUGUGUGUGUGUGUGUGUGUGUGUGUGUGUGUGUGUGUGUGUGUGUGUGUGUGUGUGUGCUUGCGUGCGCACGUGGGAUAGUGUGUAUUGUGAUUAUUGGUAAUAUAUUGCAAUAUAUUUUUUAGUUGAGUUAUGUGAAUAUUACAUGUGUAGAUUGUAUAUAUUAUACAAUGCUGUAAUUCAUGCACUUUUUUGUAAUUUGAAAAUAAUGCCAGUAUACUUUAUAAUCUUUGUGUUUCAAACUGUUUUGCAUGUGAAUGGAAAUGGUUUAAGCACUUUAAAGAUUAAAUACAACCAUGUACAAUUAUAUACUUACACUACAAAUAAAGGUAAAUUAUACGUGCAAAAAAUCUUGAAUUUUAUCUCAAGAAGAUAUCUUACAUUCAAUAUAUCUUUCAUCACGAUGUUUUACACCUAAUUUCUCUUUAACAUUCGAUAUGAAUAACCUUUUAAUAAAUUUAGAAAUUAAAGACAUAUUCAAUAAAAAGAGCUUGUUGACAUUCA